Molecule: messenger RNA, 1134 nt
Organism: Kickxella alabastrina
Lineage: Eukaryota; Fungi; Kickxellomycota; Kickxellomycetes; Kickxellales; Kickxellaceae
Exons: 1
Coding region: 241-951 (236 amino acids)
Source: RefSeq, a predicted model, not a curated record
GCGAGUCCCCCUUUUUAGAGCUCCGAGGCGUUUAUUUUUCUUUCUUAUUUCUUCUUUCUAAACUAAACUUUUCACUUUCUUAUUUGGCGCUGCCUUUUUUGACUAUACUUUGUUUCUCGUCUUCUCGUUUUCACGAAGACACUUUUUAACGCUCAUUAUAACUUUCCAAUUUACGUUGCUUAUAACUUAUUGCAUUCGACAACCCUUUAUUAUUUCUAUUUCUAUUUCUUAACACCAACCAUGCCUCUUUACGGAACAGCGAUCGAGGUGCGCGACGAGCAAAAGGCACGAGUGCUGCAACAGGGCGGCCGCGUGCUAAAGUUCACCAAUAACGGCGGCAAGAUUUACUUCCGGUACUAUUUCCCACACCCGAGUCAACUCACCUGGAACAAGCUAACAAGCGGCCUGCGCGUUCUUUUCAGCAUAGCUUCAAUGGACAUCUACAUCCGGUACACGGACCCUGAUGGUUCCCAAAUCAUAGUCAACGACGACAGCGGGCUGAAAAUCAUGUUUGACGAAACAAAGGGUAGUGAUGUCAUCCAUGUCGAAGUCAUUUCAGAGGACAACCCGCUGUCAAUGCCAAACUCGAUACCGGGAAUUGACAAGCCGCCAUCAAUGAGCGGCACGCCCACGAUGGCCAUGCCCAUGCCAGCACCUGGGUUCCCUGGCAUGGAGGCGAGCCGCCCCGGGUCGGCGAUGAGUAUGGGAAAUAAUGCAGCCGCGGGGCCUCCUCGCCCUCCCGCGCAGCCUAUGACCAUGUCAAUGGCACAGCCAAUGCCGCCUAAUUCGGGAAACUCUAACCACCCAGGCCCGGUGUCGCAAAUCAUGCCCGGGCCGUUUGUUGCACCAGGACCCGCCGCUCAUGGUGCGCCUCAGGGCGCGUAUGGGCGCAUGGACAACUUCUCGACCGCCACACUACCGCCUCCCAAUCCUCAGGAGCCGCUGAAAUAGAUCCCCUUUUUAAAGUCUUUUUUGUUUUUUGUUUGCGCUCCAUUACUCGUGGUCAAUGUCCAAUAUAUACUUUUAUUUUCCAUUGUUAUUUCAUACAUACAAUAAUGCAAUCAUCCUGUGGUGCCCAACACACAUUUCAAGCCACUACCUUUCCUUUUCAAGAACUAAGAUCGUCCUCAUGGC